UCCUGCCCGGAGAAGCCACAGAGUUUCAUCGAACUCCAAGCUUGUGUUUCUGCCUCGACUUUUGUCAUCUUUUGCUUUUUUACAUUUAGUGGUUGUGGUGGUAAUUAAUCCACUCCGUUGUGAUGCGCAUUCCCGUAGAUCCCAGCGCCAGCCGGAGGUUCAGCCCGCCGUCCAACAGCCUCCAGUCGGUGCCGGGCAAGAUGACCGACGUGAGCUCGCCGGGAGCCGGGCAGCCCGACACGGCGGCGGCGGUGCCCCGACUCCGGGCUCAUGAGAACCGCAGCAUGGCCGAGAUCAUCGCGGACCACCCGGCCGAGCUGGUGCGCACCGACAGCCCCAACUUUCUGUGCUCGGUGCUGCCGUCACACUGGCGAUGCAACAAGACGCUGCCGGUCGCCUUCAAAGUGGUCGCCCUAGGAGACAUACCUGACGGCACGGUGGUCACGGUGAUGGCGGGAAAUGACGAGAACUACUCAGCUGAGCUGCGCAACGCCUCGGGCGUGAUGAAGAACCAGGUGGCGCGCUUCAACGACCUGCGCUUUGUGGGCCGCAGCGGCAGAGGCAAGAGCUUCACGCUGACAAUCACAGUAUUCACCAACCCGCCGCAAGUGGCCACUUACCACAGAGCCAUUAAGGUCACCGUGGACGGACCGCGGGAGCCCCGGCGGCAUCGCCAGAAGCUGGAGGACGCGCCCAAGUCGGGCCUCUUCUCAGACCGCCUCAGUGAGCUGGAGAGGAUGAGGGUGAGGGUGACGGUGCCCGCUCAGGCCGCGCGUCCCGCACUCGCCACGGCGGCCAACACGUUCAACCCGCAGGGACAGACGCAGAUUACCGACCCGCGUCAGUCCCAGUCCUCUCCUCCCUGGUCUUACGAACAGACGUAUCCGUCCUACCUGAGUCCCAUGGCGUCCCCCUCAGUCCACUCUACCACCCCCCUCUCUUCCAGCCGAGGCACCGGCCUGCCCGCCAUCAGCGACGUGCCUCGACGCUUGGCAGGGUCCUCAGACCUGAGUCCGUUCCCGGGUCAGUUUGAGCGGCAGUUCCCGGGCCUGUCGUCGCUGACGGAGAGUCGCUUCAGCAGCCCCCGCAUGCACUACCCGGCCACCUUCACCUACACGCCGCCCGUCACCUCGGCCAUGUCGCUGGGCGGCGCCCACUACCACACGUACCUUCCGCCGCCCUACCCGGGCUCCACCCAGAGCCAGAGCGGACCCUUCCAGACCAGCAGCACCCCCUACCUGUACUACGGCGCCUCGUCCGGCUCCUACCAGAUCUCCAUGGUGCCCGGAGGGGACCGCUCGCCGUCCCGCAUGGUGCCGCCGUGCACCAGUGCCUCCACGGGCACCUCGCUGGUCAACCCCAACCUGCCCGGCCAAACCGAGGGCGGGGUGGACGGGGACGGGAGCCACAGCAACUCCCCCACUGUCCUCAACCCGGGCGGCCGCAUGGACGAGGCCGUGUGGCGGCCAUACUGACGACAGCACGUGACUGAAAGGAGAUUUUUUUUCCAACAAACAAACUCCUGACUUGUGCGAACUCGUCUUUCUGGAAUGUCGGGAAGGAAAAAAGGCUCGCAGCAAACGAGCAACCAGCAGCUAACUCAGUAAGGGAAGCCUUUUAUUUUGUACCCAAAGCUUAUUUUGCAUGUUUUCGUAUGGGACAGACGCACUGAGAGGACAGUUAUUUAAAGUGUACAUUGCUUCCUGUUAACUUAUGAAGCCAUAACUUAUCUAUUUUCAAAACUUGAGUCUUUGCAACGAACUUCAAAAAGUGACCUAAUUUAAGACUUUUGUUCUUCCCAAAGAUGAGCGAGUCCAAGCUUGGAUAUUUAUUGAGCGCCACGUCGUCCUUCAGUUACUACGAUCCUCACACGCACACCUUGGACGCUACGUCCUGCAGACAAUCAGUGAAGUCACGAUAAAAGAGCUCAGGACCAAAAUACCCCAACACACACACACUUUUUUAUUGAUUUCCAAAAAAAGACGACUUUGUGAAAGUUUGUCAGAGUGUUUGACGCUCGCCUCGUCUUCCUUCCUUCUUGUCCUUAAUAAUUGACAAAGCACUUAUUCUCCAUCUCCUUUGGAACGUCACAUGACCUCAACCCGUUGCCUGAUUGGCUCAUAACUGUCAACGAAACCGGAGUUUGUGUCGUCCUCUGUGAUCAUGUUUGAUGUACCAAAUGUUCUUAAAUUUAGUAGCAUUUUGUACCAGUGAUUUCUUUUUUCAGGUGAAUUUCCAAAAAAGGUUGUUUGAUAUUCCAAAGAGUCUGAAUUUUGUAAGAAUCUCUACAAAAGGGGUGCAAUUAGUGAAAGAAAAAUCAACAAAUGAGGUUUCCUAAGUAGCAUUAUUAGCAAUCUUUGUGAAAUUCUCAAUAUAAUUCAAGUAUCAUUUUUGAGUGUGACCUCACUGCCAGCUUCUCCAUUUGUUAUUCCACAAAAUAUUGUUUGACUCAUUGUAGGAGGAUUUUCUACCAAAAUAAAUGCUGUCUAAUUUGGGGGGAAAAAAUAUUUUUGCUGGGUCAAAAAACUCAAUUAAAUCAAAUUGACUUUCUUCAAAUACUUUUGUCAAAUUUUGUUAAAAAAUUGUGUAGCUUUUCGAGGUACAGUACCUUGUUCCGAAAAGUCAGACAAAAGCCAAACAAUAUUUUCAUAUGAAAUUAUGUAAAUUUAAUGAAUUUGUUGGACACACUCACAAAAAAGAACACAUUUUAUAGAAAAUUACAUUUUUCUAUGCAGAAAACAAUGUGAAAUACAUAUCAAUCAUCAAUGAAAUAUAUCAAAAUAAACAUUUAACACAAUUUUGACCUUUAUUGAAGAUGGAAUGAGCAGAGAGAAGGGAUCCACAAGGAUCUUGUACUAAAAAUGAUUUCUUAAUUGUAAUAGUGUUUUUCACCUUCUUUACCAAAGUGCUGGCACUCACAACCUUUUGGGGCCUAAUAUUGGACAAUUUUGCAGUUGUACUCCAUUCAGGAUAAGCACAGACACUCUAUUACACUCAGCACUCCAUUUUGCAAAGUCAUAAACAGACGGCAGUAGUUUGUUUAAACGACAAGGCUGUACAAGAACUGAGACGGUGUACAAAAAGUGAAGUUUGACUGUACUUGAAAAGGUGGCCAUCUUUGUGCAAUGUUUUUCACUAGGACUAUAUUUCAUUUCUUACAUUUCCGUUACAAAUGUUUUUGUGAUUUCCUACUAAACUCAGAGAAAAAAAAAUGUUUUUGGGGUUUUUUGUUAACUGGGACCUCAAGUGGACAAUAUGUUUGCACUAGCAGCGCUACAAUCUUAAAAAAAGACCAGGAGGAAAACUUUUUAUACGUUUUUUCAAGUGGCUGUGUGACAUUUAAAAUAAGCAAAAUAUGUGAUUAAGCACUUAUGUACACACACACACGCAUACACACACACACAC
Messenger RNA from Nerophis lumbriciformis (worm pipefish), 3405 nucleotides. RefSeq names its product RUNX family transcription factor 2b (gene runx2b). The record is from RefSeq and is a predicted model, not a curated record. Gene Ontology annotation, molecular function: RNA polymerase II cis-regulatory region sequence-specific DNA binding; DNA-binding transcription factor activity, RNA polymerase II-specific; ATP binding. Gene Ontology annotation, cellular component: nucleus. Gene Ontology annotation, biological process: chondrocyte differentiation; hemopoiesis; neuron differentiation. NCBI's taxonomy places the organism in Eukaryota, Metazoa, Chordata, Actinopteri, Syngnathiformes, Syngnathidae.